CCUCGAGAGGCAUGCCGCUGGGGCAGACUCCCUCUCUCACUUCUCCCUUGAAGGCCAGAAGCACUGCACCUCCUCGCCCACUCCACAGCCCGUGGACUCCAACAUGGCCACAUAUGUUGUCCACGUGGUCACUGGCAACUUUCUCUUCUCUGGGACCAUCGACUCCAUUUACCUCACCUUAGUGGGCACAGAUGGAGAAAGCCCCCAAACCGUACUGGACAACUGGGGUCCUGACUUCUACCCAGGAGCGAAGCGUGACUACGAAAUCACCUGCAAGAAUGACCUGGGAGAGAUCUUGCUCGUCCGUUUAAAAAAAGAACCUGUAUUCAGCGUCCUCUCAACUAGCUGGUACUGCAAUUUUGUCAAGGUGACGUCCCCACAAGGGAAGGGGUACGUUUUCCCAUGCUACCAAUGGAUCGAGGGCCAUGAGCAUGUGGAGCUCCGAGAGGGAACAGCGACAACGCCAGCCAUGGAUAUACUCCCGUUGCUUCAAGAUUGGCGGCGGAAGCAGCUGGCACAGAGACAGGCUUGCUACGGAUGGAAAGUCUUUGCUAAGGGCGUCCCAUACUGCUUGGAUGUGGACUCCAUUAAGGAGCUGGACACAAACAUCAAGUUUUCUUUUAUCAAACUGGCCGGCUUCUCCAAAAUCUCCAGAGAAUCGAAGAUAGAACUGAAGCUGAAGGGCUUUUCGGACAGCCAAGAAUCCUGGGAAGAACUGGAGAACAUCAAGGACAUCUUCUGGUUCAACAAAACGGAUGUGUCGGUCGCUGUCAUGGAUGAUUGGAAGAAAGACGAAUUCUUUGCCUACCAGUUCCUGAACGGAGUGAACCCAACGAUGAUCCAGAGAUGCACAAAGAUCCCACCUAAUUUCCCUGUGACUCAGGAGAUGGUGGCCAAGUCUCUUGGGGACUCCACCACCCUACAGAAGGAGCUGGAGAAGGGGACCAUUUUCCUCGUUGACUAUCGCAUCCUGGAAGGGGUCUCGGCAGGGCUGAAUAAUGGACACCAGCAGUACAUCGCUGCCCCACUGUGCCUGCUGCACCUCUCGGGCGACAAGCUCAUGCCCAUCGCCAUCCAGCUCAGCCAGACUCCGGGCCCUGAAGCACCCAUCUUCCUGCCCAGUGACCCUGAAUGGGACUGGAUCCUAGCCAAGACCUGGGUGCGCAACGCGGACUUCCACAUCCACCAGGCGCUCAGCCACUUGCUGCGGACACAUCUGUUGGCGGAAGUGUUCGCCAUUGCCACCCUCCGCCAGCUGCCCAUGUGCCAUCCCCUCUACAAGCUGCUGAUCCCUCACAUGCGCUACACCCUUCACAUUAACACCCUGGCUCGGGAGCGGCUCGCUUCAAGGGGGGGCGUUUUUGACCGGGCAACUGGCACUGGUUUUGAUGGCUUGGCUGAGCUGUUGCAGAAGGGUACGGCAGCCCUGACGUUUUCCUCCCUCUGCCUCCCGGAAGAGCUUGAGGCUCGUGGUGUGUCCUCGCUGCCCAAGUACUACUACCGGGACGAUGGUCUGAAGAUCUGGGAGGCUGUGGAGAGCUUUGUCUCCGGCAUUGUUGACUUGUAUUAUGAAAACGAUAACUCUGUACGUGGAGAUUUUGAGCUGCAAGCUUGGAUCGAUGAGAUCUUCACUAAAGGCUUUCUGAAACAAGAGUCUUCUGGCAUCCCCUCCUCAUUCAAUACAGUGAAAGAGCUCAAGAAAUUCCUGACUAUGGUGAUCUACACCAGCUCAGCUCAGCAUGCUGCUGUCAACAGUGGGCAGGGCUCUUCUGGUGGUCUUCAUAUUUGGAAUUUUUGGUCACAGUACGAUUUGGGUGCCUGGAUGCCCAACUUCCCUCCUUCCAUGAGGAAGCCCCCUCCUAAGACCAAGGGUACAGCCAACCUGGAGGACUACAAAGACACCAUCCCAGCCAUCAAUACCACCUGCAUCAUCCUGAGCACCCUGUGGGUGCUUAGCGCGCCUUCAGCAGACAUGAUACCCCUGGGGGAGUACCCCGAUGAGCAUUUCACAGAGACUGGGCCAAAAAGUCUCAUUGAGAACUUCCAAGGUUGCCUGAGCAAGAUCUCCAAGAGAAUUGAGGAGCGGAACAAGCCGUUCCCCACCAUCUACCGCUACACAUAUCUGGACCCCCCUUUGAUAGAGAAUAGUAUCUCCAUAUAAGCAGAUGUUGUGUUCUCUCUAGUAGUCUUUUAUGUCUUGAUAAAUUGGCAAUGAUAUGUGCAUAUUAACUUUCAAACAGUUCUUUCCACCAAGGCUUCUUUAUUUGCGCAAAGAUAAAAUAUCAUUCACCAGAAGUUAAAAGCAAAACCAGUUUCAGUGUAAAUACACCAUCUUCAGAUGAUAAUACAUAAGGACAUAAGAACAGCCCUGCUGGAUUAGGCCCAAGAAUGCCCAUCUAGCCUAGCAUUCUGUUUCACACAGUGGCCCACCAGAUGUCGCUUGAAGCCUACAGGCAGGAGUUGAGGGCAUGCCCUCCCUCCUGCGAGAGAAGCAGUAGGUGGUGGAGAAAAGAAGGAGAGAAACAUCACAGCUGCAGAGGAAAGACUGUUUCCCACAGCUUCCAUUAUUGAAAACCUAAUGAAUUUCAUAGCCAGAACCAGAAAUGGUGGUGGAAAGAAUUCAGGUGGAUGUAUACAGAUUGUAAUUGCAUUGUUUGAUCACUUUUUUGUUUGUGUUUUUUAAAUCAUCUUUUCUAUUUUUAAAAAAAUGUUUCUCUGUUUAUACUAUUGAUAAAAUAAUAAACAAAUUAUGGGGAAAAAAUA
This is a messenger RNA of Hemicordylus capensis (graceful crag lizard), 2763 nucleotides long. Its product is annotated as polyunsaturated fatty acid lipoxygenase ALOX15B-like. The transcript is spliced from 14 exons. Gene Ontology annotation, molecular function: iron ion binding; oxidoreductase activity, acting on single donors with incorporation of molecular oxygen, incorporation of two atoms of oxygen; protein binding. Gene Ontology annotation, biological process: linoleic acid metabolic process; lipid oxidation. NCBI's taxonomy places the organism in Eukaryota, Metazoa, Chordata, Lepidosauria, Squamata, Cordylidae. Bases 104 to 2161 code for a protein of 685 amino acids. The record is from RefSeq and is a predicted model, not a curated record.